This is a messenger RNA of Trichomycterus rosablanca, 2733 nucleotides long. RefSeq names its product adaptor related protein complex 1 associated regulatory protein (gene ap1ar). Bases 219 to 1097 code for a protein of 292 amino acids. NCBI's taxonomy places the organism in Eukaryota, Metazoa, Chordata, Actinopteri, Siluriformes, Trichomycteridae. Gene Ontology annotation, molecular function: AP-1 adaptor complex binding; kinesin binding. The transcript has 10 exons. The record is from RefSeq and is a predicted model, not a curated record. Gene Ontology annotation, biological process: negative regulation of substrate adhesion-dependent cell spreading; negative regulation of cell motility; regulation of Arp2/3 complex-mediated actin nucleation. Gene Ontology annotation, cellular component: endosome.
AAAGGAAACAAUAGGUUGGCAGCUAUAGCGCCUGUAGACAUAGGUGUCACUUCUCUGUGAUAGAAGUUGUCAUCGUGUUUGCCUUGCUUUUGAAGUAAGGCAGCGAACUGAGCUAGUACAAAUGUCUAGGUGCCGGUAGUAGUGGGGUGGAAGAGGACUUCAUAUCUGAUCUGCUUCUGACUGAUCUUUGCUGCUGCUGUGCGAUUUGACACAAUGCAAUGGGGAACUGCUGCAUUCAGUGCUGUGCCAUCUUCAGGAGAGAGGCCAACAGAAUCCAGAGAGGAGGAGGAUCUAAAUACUUUAGAAGUAGCACAACUGGAGAACACUAUACAAUAGAGUUUGAGAAUCUUGUAGAGAGCGAUGAGGGUGAGAGUUCACAUACCUGCCCCAGGCCCAUCAGUGAGGAGGAGAUCGGGCAUCUAAAGGAGCAGCGCUAUGGUGCUAUUGCGGACAAGCAGACAAUGAUUGAUGAGAAGCUAAAGGCAGAGUUAGUGGCACAAGAGGAGAAGUUAAGGCUAGAAGAGGAGGAUAUAAUCGCAGUUCAGCGCAAGGUUGCUCGGCUUACAAAGGAGCGAAAGCUAAAGGAGCAGCUUGCACAGAAGAAAAUGCCAGCAGAGGCCAGUGGCUCAUAUCGCAAAAACAGGCCAUCAGGUGGAGAGUUUGAAGCGUAUCUGCAGAAUGUGAAGGCUCAGUCAGAGGUGUUCCGCAGCAGCCGGCUGUCCUCUGAGACCAAUGUAGUAACUCCUAACACAGAGAGCAGCUGGGACUUCACCUGCAGAACUCGCUCCACUAAUGACGAUGCCACCUCGCUUGACCUAGAGUGGGAGGAUGAGGAGGGUAUGAAUCGGACGGGUGCUGCAUGGGAGCGCUCGAAGACCGAGGAGGACAUUCUGCGAGCUGCGCUCCGCCCCGGCAGUAAACAUCUUACCUCUACUUCUGAAGAUUCCAACGCUCUGGAGUGGGAGAACGACUUUGUCAGCGCACAUGCUGAAGACAGCGGUGAACAGGACGAUGAGGAGUUUGAGGGCUUCGUUAAUCCGGUACUUGACACUCCCUCCGACGAGGCAGAGCCGUAUACUGGCCAGCAGAACAGAUAGUCCCAGACAGGAGCAGUGAGAAUAAAGACUGACCGCUGUAUUAAGUGUAACCUGGGUUGUAUUGCUGUAUGUAAAUAGAAUCUUAAUUUAGCCUUAUUUAAUAAUUAUGGGUUCUUAAUCAAGUGCAAUUUUAAAAUCUGAACUGAUGCAGACCAGUUUUGAGGGAUGAUUGUGAUGUUCUAAUGCCUGUCAAUAUUGGACAUAACAUUUUUUUUUCCUGGACAGCAUAGUGGUGCAGCUGGUAGUCCUGGAUACUGGGUUCAAACCCUGUCUUUGGUUACCACUACUGUCUGUUUUAGUGGUGUCCGAUCAGGGUCUGUAUGUAGACACAGAACCAGCCAAUAGUACAGCUGGGGAUUCAAACUCUGUAUCCCUGAGGGGAGCCAAAUUUACCACUGCACCACCCAAUCACAUUUUGCUUCCUCUGGUCCUUCUGACCUCAACUCUAGACAGAGGAGAGCCGUGAUUAACACUCGCCCCCCUUCGACACAAGUGCUGACUUCUUUUCACCUGCACAAAGCAGGUUCAUAUGGAGAUCUGUAUCACACACAGAAAGCCAUGCACUAAUCUCCAUUAUUCCCGUCUCUGUGUAGGCAUCAUGGAUCAGCCAACAGAAGUUGUAAGUGCAGCAGUUAUUAGGAAUCUCUUCCGGCAAUCUCACCUGCGGACGAGCCAAUCACUGUAUAGGCGCCCGGCCUGCUGGUAGUUGAGCUGAGAUUUAAACUUUUAAGUUUAUAAUGUCAACUCUGGUGUGCUAGGGUGUUUUACCGCUGUGCCACCUGAGUGCCCCUCCAGACAAGUUUUUGGUUUAACGAAUUGCCUUCAAUUGAUGUAAAAGAAAACGGGCUGAAAAAAAUUAUAAUGAUACUUGAAGUUUAAUUUUACUGUCCUCAGACGAUGCAACUUAAUUAUGUCAUGAUGGACUUUAGAAGGAACUGUGGAAGCAUUUAUGGAGAACAAUGGAUUUGUAUAGGAUGGUCAUGUAUAUUUUAAUAAUUUUUAAAGUUCCACAACUGACACUUUCAUUUGAGUGUACAAAUAUGCAAAGCAACUGCCAAUACAGAUAAUCUGUGUGAUGUGCAGUUGUGUACAUUUGUCAACAUGGGUUCAGAUUUAACACUAUGAAAUGAAACACACUGGGCUGUUUAAAUCGCAGGAAAGAGAUGUCUGUUUUUUGUUAAUAUGCAUUACUGCUGUACAGUUUGCAGGUUUUCAUUUUAAUCCAUAGGCCUUCUGGACAAAACAAUGCUGUUUUACACUGAACAGUUUGUUCUUUCCAGCUCACAUAAACAUUGGGUUAAUAGCUUUAAUAUUUUUGAAUGAGAGGUGCGGUAAAAGAAAUAACUUAAGACUGCAACCAAGCCUUACUAUGUUGUUUAAUUUGUUAAUUGAUUUGUACAUAGAAUAUCAAUCUUUGUGGCAUUAAAACACAAUGCAUCCAAAUCAUUCCAAACGUCACCUAUAAAUGUGAACAGGCUGUGGAUUUGCACAUUUUUUUCAUCUACAUUUGGAGGUUGUAACUAAAGGGCCAUGUUUUGUAUUUACCUGAAGGUUAAUGGAACACACUGUCAUUAGGUUUGGAGUUCAUGUCUUCACUUCUGGAGUUUGACUGCUAAUAAACAUGAAAUGGACUUCA